Messenger RNA from Kogia breviceps (pygmy sperm whale), 3657 nucleotides. It is a transcript of the gene VWA5B1, whose product is annotated as von Willebrand factor A domain containing 5B1. NCBI's taxonomy places the organism in Eukaryota, Metazoa, Chordata, Mammalia, Artiodactyla, Physeteridae. The record is from RefSeq and is a predicted model, not a curated record.
AUGUCUGGUCUGCUGAACCAGAUCACAGGGGCAGCCCUGCCCCUCACCGCAUCCUAUGUCACCUCCUUUGUCAGUGGUUACGCCCUGGGUCUCACCCCCUCCCUCACCUAUGGCAACCUGGAAGCCCAGCCCUUCCAGGGUCUCUUUGUAUACCCACUGGAUGAGUACACCACGGUGAUCGGCUUUGAGGCAGUCAUUGCCGACCGAGUCGUGACAGUACAGAUCAAGGACAAAGCCAAGAUGGAGGGUGGCCACUUAGAUGCCACUGGCCUCCGAGCUGCAACUGUCACAGGUAAGAAGGCCAGAAAGGCUGAAACAUUCUGCAUCACCCCUCCUUCCUGCACACCUGGAAAGGUGGCUUUGGAUGAGGAUUUGGAGCGGACCCUCUUUGUGGUCAACCUGGGGACCAUCGCCCCUAUGGAGAACGUCACCAUCUUUGUCAGCACCUCCUCGGAGCUUCCGACGCUGCCCAGCGGGGCUGUGAGGGUCCUGCUGCCGUCUGUCUGUGCCCCAACCGUGCCUCAGUUCUGCACCGAGAGCACUGGGCCCUCCAACCAACAGACCCACGGCAAAGACAAGCAUUGCUUCGGCCCCCAGGCCCUGGACUCCUGGAACAAAUUGUGCCUGGCGACUCUCCUGGACACCGAUGUGUCCAACCCCAGGGAAUACGAGUUCAGCUUCCAGCUGGAGAUCCGUGGGCCCUGCCUGCUCGCAGGGGUGGAGAGUCCCACCCACGAGAUCCGAGCCGAUGCAGCCCCGUCCGCACGCUCCGCCAAGAGUAUCAUUAUCACCCUGGCCAAAAGGCACACCUUCGACAGGCCCGUGGAGAUCCUCAUCCACCCCAGCGAGCCCUACGUGCCGCACGUCCUGAUGGAGAAAGGGGACAUGACCCUGGGAGAGUUUGACCAGCACUUGAAGGGAAGAACAGAUUUCAUUAAAGGGGUGAAGAAGGACAGCAGUGCAGAGCGAAAGACAGAAAUCAUCCGGAAACGUCUCCACGAGGACAUUCCCCACCAUUCUGUCAUCACGCUCAACCUCUGUCCUGACCUCCAGUCAGUCCAGCCGAACCUAAGGAAGACCCAUGGCAAGUUUAUCUUCCUCAUCGACAGGAGUGGCGGCAUGAAUGGGACCAGCCUCCACCGAGUCCAGGAUGCCAUGCUGGUGGCUCCUAAGAGCCUCAUGCCAGCCUGUCUCUUCAAUGUCAUUGGGUUUGGAUCCACGUUUAAGACCCUCUUCCCUUCCAGUCAGACCUACAAUGAGGAUAGUUUGGCCAAGGCCUGUGACAACAUCCAGAGAAUGCAAGCUGACAUGGGCGGCACCAACAUUCUCUCCCCGCUCAAGUGGAUCAUCCGGCAGCCAGUGCUCCGAGGCCACCCGAGCCUCCUCUUCCUGAUCACAGAUGGUGCCGUCAACAAUACCGGGAAGGUGCUGGAGCUGGUGCGAAGCCACGCCUUCUCCACCAGGUGCUAUAGCUUUGGAAUUGGACCCAACGUCUGCCACAGACUGGUGAAAGGGCUGGCAACUGUGUCCGAGGGCAGUGCUGAGUUCCUGGUGGAGGGGGAGCAGCUGCAACCCAAGCUAGUUAAGACCCUGAAGAAGGCCAUGGCCCCAGUCCUGAGUGACGUGACCGUGGAGUGGGUCUUCCCUGAGACCACCGAGGUCCUGAUCUCACCUGUCAGCACCAGCUCCCUUUUCCCUGGAGAACGGCUGGUGGGGUAUGGCGUUGUAUGUGAUGCCUCCUUAUACAUCUCCAAUCCCAGAACUGACAAGAGAAGAUGAUACAGCAUACUAUACUCUCAGGAGUCCGGCAGUGUCUUCUACCACUGCCAGGAUGAGGGGCCUAGUCCAGACAGUGGAGACUGUGCCAAGAGCUUGGGGACACCCUUCGACCCGAGGCAGGCCAAAGAUGCCCAGCUGGCCAGCGGACACUCCGCCACCAAUCCUGACUUCUCCCAGCGACGGCGGGCAUACAGCACCAACCAGAUCACCAGCCACAAGCCCUCUCCAAGGGCCCUCACGGCCAGCGACCCCACAACAGCUGCCAGGAGAUACUCACUGAGGAAAAGCAAGCUGCAGGAACUCACCAAGCAGACCAGCCUGGAUGCUCCACGGUGGCAGAUUGAUUUGCAGCCCUUGCUGAACAGUGGCGCGGACCUGAGCCGGGGCCCCAGACUCUGGCGUCCAGGGGCCCUCAGGCCCUCUCUGCUGCCCCAAGGCUGCCAGCCCUUCCUGCCCUCUGGCCAGGAGACCCGGGCUUGGAGCCCCAUGAAAGAGCUGGAUCUUGGGUCUGGCCUGAAGCCUGCCUCAGACAGCUGCAGCCCUGGGGACCUGGAGCUGUCCCAUCACCCCUCCGCCUUGGAGACCGAGAUGUCCUCUGACUGGGAGCCCCUAGCUGAGUCCGAGGAGCAGGCCAGUCCCCGCAGGCCCCCCACCCCAGGACCCGUGCUGGGCAAGGCCGUGGUCAAGGGCCUGCGCGACAGCCAGCCUUUGCAGUGGGAGGUGAGCUUUGAUCUGGGGCCUCCCGGCCCCAAGAGGGGCGGCGCGCGCGAGCCCGACCUGUGGAGCGAGACCUUCCACCACCUGGCAGCCCGCGCCAUCAUCUGCGACUUCGAGCAGCUGGCGGAGCGCGAGGGAGAGAUCGAGCAAGGGUCCAGCCGCCGCUACCAAGUGAGCGCCGUGCACACCAGCAAAGCCUGCAACAUCGUCAGCAAGUACACAGCCUUCGUGCCUGUGGACAGAAGCGAGAGCCGUUACCUGCCCACCGUCGUGGGAUACCCCGACUCUGGUGCUGUGUUGCGGAUGGUCAGCUCUCGGGUGCUGACCCGACAGUCGAGGGGCACUUCUGCUGGUUUCAGGCGGUCCCAGACGAUGCUUGGGGAAGACUCAGCUGCAGGAGAUGAUGUGGAGGAAAGCCCCACUGCGCCCUUCCGUGAGAACACAUCCCUGGGCGGCGAGAAGUACGCUGCUCCUGAAGGUCCCCUGCGCAGUCUGGCCACCAACACCCUUUCUUCCUUGAAGGCCUCAGAGACUCUCUUUGGAUCCAGGCUGAAUCUCAACAAGUCCAGGCUGCUGACGCGAGCGGCCAAGGGCUUCCUGGGCAAACCACUGACCAAGGCUCCAGAGGCAGCCCCAGGGAGCCAGAGCUUGGACUACGUCCCGCUGGUAUCCCUGCGGCUGGCCUCCGGAGCCUUCCCGCUCAACCAAGCCUUCUGCAAGGCCAUCCACAUCCCCAUGGAGAAGCUCAAGUGGACCUCACCCUUCACCUGCCACCGAGUGUCCCUCACCUCCCGCCAGCCCCCGAGUCCCCAGACGUGCACCAGCCCCUCACCUCGGCACCCCUCCUGUGACAGCUUCUCCCUGGAGCCUCUGGCUGAGGGCAAGCCGGGCUGGGAGCCCAGGGCUGCGGUAGAGCGCACAGGGAAGCUGUGGGCCACAGUGGUGGCGCUGGCGUGGCCGGAGCACAGCUCCGCCUCCUACUUCGUUGAGUGGGAGCUGGUGGCCGCCAAGGCCAACUCGUGGCUGGAGCAGCAGGAGGUGCCCGAGGGCCGCACACGGGGCACGCUCAAGGCUGCCGCCCGCCAGCUGUUCUUGCUCCUGCGGCCCUGGGAUGAGAACCUGGAGUUCAAUAUGCUCUGCUAUAACCCGAAUUAUGUGUAG